AUGGUGCUCCUCAAAUACUCGCCCCAGCAGCUUCUCAACCUCAUCUCUUUCUCCACUCCAGCCUGUCUUACAGACAUUAAAUCCCUCGGCCUUCUGCGUCGUCCUCGUUAUAUCCACAGAGCACAGAAACAUAAGUUUGUUUACUCCAGCCACACCGUCCCCACAGUCCAGUCGGACCGGCGCCCCGCCCACUCUCGACGACGUCAUCACAACAAACCACACGUACAGCUCAGUAACCUGAGACCUCUCAGAUGCACCAAUGUCCCUCCCACUCCCCUCUGCUCAUCAUCUUCAAACAUUUCCACAACAUUUAUGCUGCAAAAUGCCCGGUCCAUAAACAAUAAAGCCCACCUCAUCCAUGACAUCAUCACAGACAGGAAAGUAGACUUCUUAUGUCUGACUGAAACCUGGCAAAGCCCAAAUGACUACUUCACACUAAACCAAGCAACCCCACCUGGCUAUGUGUUUAUCCAAAAACCUUGCACCACUGGUCGCGGUGGGGGGCUGGCCAUGAUCUAUAGAGAAGAUUUCCAGGUUAAGGAGCUACCAGCACCCAGCACCUCAGCUCUCAAGUGUCUAAUCAUCUCUCUCACUGGAUCAGCUCCGCUUCAGAUCAUCCUCAUCUACCGGCCUCCCAAAGCAACGACCACCUUCCUGUCUGACCUGUCUGAGCUCCUCACCUCUGUCUGCUCCAGGUCUUCUUCCAUACUUCUCCUUGGAGACUUCAAUAUCCACGUUGACUCCACCAGCUGCACACUCACCUCCAAAUUUCUAUCACUACUGGACUGCUUCAACAUCACACAGCAUGUCCAAGGACCCACCCACUCCAAAGGUCACACACUGGAUCUUGUGUGCUCCACUGGUCUCACCCCAUUCAUUCCACAAUGCCUGGACCUAGCCAUCUCAGAUCACCAUGCUGUUUUCUCCUCUAUCCCCACCCCCCUCCCCAGACAGCUUACAAAACGCAACAUCACUUUCCGUAACCUCAAGUCAAUAAGCAUCCCAGCCCUCAAGAACAUGUUAGCUACCAACCUGACCACUACACACCCUAUAACCACAGUUGAUGCCCUGGCCAAUCACUACAAUACAGCACUAUCCCUCAGCCUGGAUUCUCUCACCCCUCUGAAGACUCGCUCAGUCUCCUUUACCCACCCAGCCCCCUGGUACACUGCUGAACUCCGCUCCAUGAAGGCUUCUGGCCGACAGCUGGAGAGACUUUCUAAAAAAUCUGGCCUCACCGUCCAUCUGGAGGCCUAUAAAGAGCAUGACACCGCUCCUCUGCCUCACUGCCGUCUUUCCUGCUUCACACCCGUGGACACUCUCCAAGUGGCUGAAUGGGUCAAGAAGGCCAAGGCAUCCACCUGCUCCCUCGACCCCAUACCCACACCACUGGUGAAAGCAUCUCUGUCUGUUCUGUGCCCCAUCAUGGUAGACAUCAUCAACACCUCAUUAUCAUCUGGAAUUGUCCCCUCAUCCUUCAAAACUGCCUCAGUAACCCCCAUCAUCAAGAAGCCUGGGUCAGACCCGGAGGACCUCUCCAACUAUCAACCGAUCUCCAACCUUCCCUUCAUCAGCAAAAUUCUCGAAAAAGCAGUCGCUGCCCAACUCCAGCAACACAUGUCCAACCAUGAGCUCCAUGAACCUCUUCAAUCAGGAUUUCGCACUCACCACAGCACUGAGACCGCCCUUAUCAAAAUAACCAAUGACCUCCUCACAGCUGCAGAUUCUGGACACAUCAGCCUCCUCAUUCUCCUUGACCUAACCGCUGCCUUCGACACAAUAUCCCACACCAUCCUCCUUGACCGCCUGUCUCACCAUCUUGGCAUCACUGAUACAGCUCUCUCCUGGUUUCACUCAUAUCUCUCACAAAGAAAACAGUUUGUUAUCAUCGGCACCUCUCAUUCAUCCCCCGUCCCAGUUAACCAGGGCGUGCCUCAAGGCUCUGUUCUUGGACCUCUCCUUUUCACCAUCUACAUGCUUCCCCUUGGACAGAUUAUUCACAAACACGGUCUCAGCUUCCACUCUUAUGCAGAUGACACCCAACUCUACCUCAGCACCAAACCAUCCACUCAGCUCCCUCCCCACUCCCUGGUAAACUGCCUCCACGACAUCAAAGCCUGGAUGAACUCUAACCAACUCAAACUCAACAGCAAUAAAACAGAGCUCAUGGUGGUGGCCCCCAAAGCGCUGCUGCAGAAGGUUGGAGAUCUCAUGCUCGAUGUGGACGGGACCUCCAUCUGUCCGUCCUCCGAGGUCCGAAACCUGGGCGUCAUCCUGGACUCCACCCUCUCCUUCCAGUCCCACAUAAAGUCUGUCACCAAAUCUGCCUUCUAUCAUCUCAAGAACAUCUCCAGACUCCGACCAUCACUCCCUGAUUCUGUGGCUGAAACACUCAUUCAUGCUUUCAUAACCUCCCACCUGGACUACUGUAAUGGAGUCCUGUCUGGAGUUCCCAGCAAAACCCUGGACAGGCUUCAGUACGUCCAAAACUCUGCAGCUAGAGUUCUCACCCACACUAGACCCUGGCAACACAUCACUCCGACCCUCAUCCACCUCCACUGGCUCCCUAUCAAGUCCCGUAUCAACUACAAAGUCCUCCUCCUCACAUACAAAUCUCUCCAUGCUCUGGCUCCCCAGUACCUUUCUGAUCUCCUCCAUCCAUACACACCAUCCCGCAACCUUCGAUCUUCAGACACCGGCCUACUUUCCAUG
Cheilinus undulatus (humphead wrasse) is the source of this 2712-nucleotide messenger RNA. RefSeq lists its product as uncharacterized. Lineage: Eukaryota; Metazoa; Chordata; Actinopteri; Labriformes; Labridae. Gene Ontology annotation, molecular function: catalytic activity. The record is from RefSeq and is a predicted model, not a curated record. The transcript is spliced from 2 exons. The annotation marks the transcript as partial.